Procambarus clarkii (red swamp crayfish) is the source of this 2746-nucleotide messenger RNA. RefSeq names its product sodium-dependent nutrient amino acid transporter 1. Gene Ontology annotation, biological process: sodium ion transmembrane transport. The record is from RefSeq and is a predicted model, not a curated record. Lineage: Eukaryota; Metazoa; Arthropoda; Malacostraca; Decapoda; Cambaridae. Gene Ontology annotation, molecular function: L-amino acid transmembrane transporter activity. Gene Ontology annotation, cellular component: plasma membrane.
UGGUGUGAGUAGCAUUGUGACCGUCUCCCUGGUGUGGUGACAAGCACAAGGUGAAAGUGUUGCUUUAAGACAAAGGAUUUAUAUACAUUUAUACUACAGCGCUCUGGAAAAGCACAUACAUCAUGAAAUCUCAGUUACAAAAUGUUGUAUCCAAAGCAAUAUUCUGGAAAGGCGAGGGGAACAUCAACCCUGCGUUUGACGGCGGCGACGAUGUGAGGCAGAAGGAACCCACAGUGGAGGUGACUGUUGAACAGCAGGCUGGUGAACAAGGCCGUGAACAAUGGUCCAGCCCGGUCGAGUUUCUCCUGUCGUGCAUCGCCAUGUCUGUGGGGCUCGGCAAUGUGUGGAGAUUUCCAUUCGUGGCGCUGGAAAACGGAGGUGGAGCUUUCCUCAUUCCAUACAUUCUUGUGCUUAUGUUCAUCGGCAAGCCUCUCUACUAUAUGGAACUGUGCAUGGGGCAGUUCGCCUCCGCCGGCUCCGUCAAGGUGUGGGAGGUGUCCCCAGCUUUCCGAGGUGUGGGUUACGGCCAAGCCAUAGCGACGUGGGCAGUGGUGACCUACUACGUCUCCCUCAUGGGCCUCACCGUCUAUUACUUCUUCGCCUCCUUCACCAGCGAGCUGCCCUGGUCUGUGUGUAGCGAGAACGCUCCCCAAACCUGCCUUGACGCUUUUCGUAAUGGCACGGAGCUGGCUACCUCGUUAGGCAUCAAUGUUACCAGUCUCACCUCCGCGGCUGAGGAAUAUUUCUCGAAUGAGGUGCUGCAGAAGGAUCCUAACGGCCUGGCCAACGGUCUGGACGCCCCCGAGUGGAAGCUCACCCUGUGCCUCCUCUUCUCCUGGAUAGUGCUGUUCGUGGUGCUGGCCAAGGGCGUCCAGAGCGCCGGUAAGGCCGCCUACUUCACCGCCCUCUUCCCCUACGUGGUCCUCUUUAUCAUGCUGAUCCGUGGAGCCACGCUGGAGGGGGCCCUGGACGGUGUACUGUUCUUCAUCUCGCCUCGAUGGGGCAAGCUCCUGGAGCCUGGGGUGUGGUACGCAGCUGUGGACCAGUCAUUCUUCAGUCUCUCCGUUGGCUUCGGCUCCAUCACAAUGUUCUCGUCAUACAACUCCUUCCGUCACAACGUCUACCGCGACGCUGCCAUCAUCUCCGUCACCGACACGCUCACAUCCCUCCUGGCCGGCUUCACCACCUUCGCCAUCCUGGGCCACCUGGCCAAACUGCUCGGCGUCAGCGUGGAUCAGGUCGUGAAGGGCGGCGGCACCUCCCUGGCCUUCGUCAGCUACCCCGACGUGCUGUCCAGGUUCCAGUACGUGCCUCAGCUGUUCUCCGUGCUGUUCUUCCUCAUGCUCUUCACUCUGGGCGUGGGCAGCGCCUCCGCCCUCACCGGCUGCAUCAUCACCAUCAUCUGUGAUGAGUUCCCGCGCUUCAAGAAGUGGAUCGUGACGUUGGUGGUGUGUAUCGCUGGCUUCCUCCUCGGUCUCUUCUACGUCACUCCUCAGGGACAAUACGUCUUGGAGCUCAUCAACUACUAUGGAGGCGGUUUCAUCAUCUUCAUCUUGGUGGUGUUUGAGAUCGCGGCCGUCCACUGGGUGUACGGCGUCAACAACUUCUGUCGCGACAUCGAGUUCAUGUUGGGCAAGAAGACUGGCGUCUACUGGAAGUUCUGCUGGGCCUUCCUCAUCCCCGUCCUCCUCUCUGUCAUCUUCAUCUACAGUCAGAUCAUCGCCGAGCCGCUCAAAACCGGCACCUACGUCUUCACUCCCGAUAUUAUAGCCUUCGGCAUUUGCCUGGCCGUCCUGGCGUGCUUGAUGGUUCCCAUCUUCUUCUUCGUGGAGGUCUUUCGCCGCCGCAACAGCUCUGCCUCGCUCUGGGAAGCCGUCCUCGCCACCUUCAGGCCGACUGCCGAGUGGUGUCCCAAGGACCCCAUCCUUCGCCAGGAGUAUCGCCAGUUCACGGACGUUAACAAGCCAGCUCUGGAAGGCAUCGACAACCCUAUCCACCCGGUGGACUCUACCGUUUCCAUGGCGUCACUCCACAACGGUCACAACGGCACCGUUACCCAGUACAACACGAGCGUGUGAGGCAUUACUGUAUCUCCACAGCGACGUCCACUCACAUUAACAUAUGGAGGAAAACUAUAGUAACAAAUACAUCGUCUAUCUGGCUACUUAAGGUAGAUAAUUUGAGGAUAAAAUGCAGUUUUAUCCUGUCGUGGAGUACAACAAUUGGCCCCCGCCAGGCCAGGAAGUUCCUCCGUGUCAGGAACUUUGUCAUUUCAUGACGUGACGUGACCAAUCACGGUCUAGAUCAUGUCGACGUGUCUUCAUAUAUCUCAGGAUACCAGCCAUAAUUCAUGCCAUUACUCAUCAGCCGAACUUCUUCAUCUUGCUUAGUCAAGACUCACUCAUGUUGUAUAUUCAAUACUUCCUCAUCUAGCUUAAGGACUUAAAUCAUUGUAUCAUAAUUAUCUUUAUUCAUCAUAUCAUACUGUAAGUUUGUUCAAUCCAAAUGGCCUCAUUUGUUUGAAUAACAAAACUUAUUAGCUAAGUACUCAAAGAACAUUUUAUAAACGGAUGAAAGAACAUUUUAUAAAUGUUCUUCACCCACUCACUCACACUUGGUUGUGAUAUAUGUAUAUAGACAUAUAAAUAGAAGGAAGUGUAGUUGUUGAGAGUACUUCAUAUAUAUAACAAUAUAUAUUUAUAAUUUUAUAUAUUUAUGACAUUUUCAAGUAAAACAUUAAGGAAUA